AUGGCCCCCAUCGCGACCGAGACCCAGCCCGAGACCGCCCUGCCCUCAGUGCAGGACCUCAAGAUAUCCAACAACGCCAAUGGCAACAAGGACACGGUCCAGCCGGCUAAGAAGAAGCUGCAGUGGUUCUCCGAGACUGGCCUCCCCAAGUCCGCCUACCCGUACGAGCACCUUCUCCCCUCCUUCGACCGCGAUGUGACGUACGGAACUCUCGAGCCGUUCGAGCACGUCGACCCCGGCCAUGCCGCAAAGGAGCACUCCGACCCGCGCGCCUUCCUCGCCGAGGCUGACAUCGACCUCCUUACUCCCGACUUCGGCUCGGAGGUCUCUGGAGUGCAGCUGCACAAGCUCGACGCUGCCGGCCGCCAGCAGCUUGCCCUCUACGUUGCUCAGCGCGGUGUUGUCGCUUUCCGUGACCAGGACUUCAUCGACCAGGACCCGAGCUGGCAAGUCAACGACUGGGGAUCUUUCUUCGGACGCAACCACAUCCACCCCACCAGCGGCCAGCCCAAGGGCUACCCCGAGCUUCACCUCGUUUACCGCGCCUGGGGCGAGGACCCGGGAGACGGACUCGACAAGCGUAGCGGCAGCUCCAGCGCGCCUCCUGGCCGCGUCUCCUCGGUUGGCUGGCACAGCGACGUCAGCUACGAGCUGCAGCCUCCUGGUCUCACCGCUCUGUGGCUCUACGACUCUCCCACCUCUGGCGGCGACACGGCUUACGUCGACGCUCGUGCGGCGUACAACCGCCUUUCGCCCAGCUUCCAGGCGUAUCUCGAGACGCUCCACGUCGUGCACUCGGGCCACGAGCAGGCCAACUUCUCCCGCGAGCGCGGCGCGGACCCCAAGCUGACGGCGUACGCGCACGUACGCCGCGAACCCGUCAAGAACAUCCACCCGCUCGUGCGCCGCCACCCCGUCACUGGCGAGAAGGCGCUGUACGUGAACCGCGUGUUCUCGCGCAAGAUUGUCGAGCUCAAGGACGAGGAGAGCUCCGCGCUCCUCGAGCUGCUGUACCAGAUCAUCGAGCGCGGACUCGACUUCCAGGUCCGUGUGCGUUGGCGCCCCCGCACCGUCGUUCUCUGGGACAACCGCAUCACGGCGCACAGCGCGCUCGCUGACUUUGACGGCGUCCCCGGCAGCCGCAGGCACGGCGCACGCGUGACGCCUCAGGCGGAGAGGCCGUUCCUCUAA
Messenger RNA from Trichosporon asahii var. asahii CBS 2479, 1191 nucleotides. Its product is annotated as alpha-ketoglutarate-dependent sulfonate dioxygenase. Bases 1 to 1191 code for a protein of 396 amino acids. The record is from RefSeq and is a predicted model, not a curated record. Gene Ontology annotation, molecular function: 2-oxoglutarate-dependent dioxygenase activity. NCBI's taxonomy places the organism in Eukaryota, Fungi, Basidiomycota, Tremellomycetes, Trichosporonales, Trichosporonaceae. Gene Ontology annotation, cellular component: cytoplasm. The transcript has a single exon.